Molecule: messenger RNA, 857 nt
Organism: Radiomyces spectabilis
Lineage: Eukaryota; Fungi; Mucoromycota; Mucoromycetes; Mucorales; Radiomycetaceae
Exons: 3
Coding region: 93-671 (192 amino acids)
Source: RefSeq, a predicted model, not a curated record
UUCUGCUGUUAUCAUGGCUAACUCCAACGUUUCCAAAAUCCACCUCGCCACCAACAAUCAGAUGAAGGCGCUCAUCAAGCUCACCCAGACCGAUGAUCAAGCCAGCUCCCUCAUUGUGGAGGCUUCGGCCAAGUUCUUUGACACGGUCGAUAAAAUAUUUGCCAAGCUCAAGCGCAAUGUUGUCGCUAAGAUGGAAAACCGCCAGCUUAUCACUGAGCUUGAAGGCCUCAAGCAAGAAGUCCAGGGCCAGCUUGAAUUCGCUGAACUUCGUGCUGCUUUCUCCUCCCGUCCAUUCUACCGUUGUUGCGCCCGCUUCGGUCGCUUUUUUUGCUCCCUCGCCCGUUGCUGUGGCUGCUUCUGUUCCUUUGCCCGCUUCUGUUGGCUUCUUUCGUUCCUUCGCCCGCUGUCGUGGCUGCUCCUUUGUCUCCUCCCUCCUCUCCUGUGGCUGCCUUUGUGCCCACCUCUUCCCCUGUUUCCGCUCCUGCUUCAUCUUCCUCUCCCGUGGCCGCAUUUGUGCCCACCUCUUUCCCAGUGUCGGUUCCCGCGUCUGUGCCCGCGUUCGUUUCCUCCUCUGGUGUGACCGUGCCUUUCCUUGCCGCGUUUUCCUUUGUUGUGCCUGCUCCGGUUUCUGCUCCCGCUGGUGCCCUUUCCGGCCAGCAAUCGAGGAAUGAGAACAGCAGCAACAACACUUCUUCCAAGAAGAAGAAUAUAUCGACGACCCAAUGGACAUCGAUCAACGCGACGAAUUGAUCGAUUGGAUGGACGUCCAUCCAGGAUGCCUUACAGUACCACUCGCAAAGCCAAAGGCCAAAAAAAACGGAUGAUCGACGUCCAGACCUUUUGUUGUUGCAGCAUAG